Molecule: messenger RNA, 237 nt
Organism: Angiostrongylus costaricensis
Lineage: Eukaryota; Metazoa; Nematoda; Chromadorea; Rhabditida; Metastrongylidae
Source: the annotation of a GenBank genome assembly
AUGCAAUUUUGGUUUCGACUCAUUCUUCUGUGCUGUUUCACUGUGCUUCUACUCGCCACCGACGAACAACUCGAAAAGAGACCAGCACUACUAUCCAGAUACGGUAGAGCGCUCCUAUCACGGUAUGGAAAACGAUCACCGAAAGUUAUCCCUCCUGACAAUGGUGAGUCGGAGUUCUCGACAGUAAAGAUACAAUACAAAUUCUUCUCGGAGAAAAACCUCCGGACACAUUCGUAG